AUGUUGCAGCCGGGUGCUCGCAGCGCGGUGACACCCUGGCCGUGCAUGCCACGGGCGCUAUCGGUACCUCGAAACCUGAAAGCACCGUUGCCGGGGAGAAGUGCAUGGUGGCGACUUCUUCCCACUGCCCCAGUCUUUGUUGUGAGCGCUUGCCGAGCAAUCCUUGGCGACGCUGCGAACCGUGCCCGGCGUCUCCAGGAUGAGAACUUGCCCGUCGAGCUGAAACGCCGGAAGGAGGCGGUUGCGCUCCUGCGAGAUUCAGCAACCCCUGAUGCCGUGGUAACUGCGCUGGAUGAUUUGGGCGUUGCCUUCUUGGCCUUCGGCGAAAGUGCCAAAGCUGAGGAGGUUUUUCGGCGCGCCUUUGAGCUCUGCCAGGCUUCUGCGUUGGAUAAGGACUCCCUUUGGGCUGCCAACAAUUUGGCGGUGGCUCUCAAAGCUCAGGGCCCAGAUAGGUAUAGAGAGGCGCAGAAACUGUACCAAGAGACGCUGGAGGCGAGACUUCGCAACGACCCUGACGAGAAGAAUCCCAGCACCUUCACUAGCUUGAACAACUUGGCGGUGCUUCUGAAAGUACAGGGUCAAGUGGUGGAGGCCGAGCGCAUGUAUCGUCGCGCGCUGCAGCGACGCCGAGCCGUCCUGGGGAAUACAGAUCCCGACACCUUAACGAGCAUCAACAAUCUAGCAAGUCUGCUCUCUGUCAUUGGACAGACGGCGGAAGCUGAACGCUUGUACGCAGAGGCACUGGCCGGCUGCCGGGCGAAACUCGGGAACAAGGAUAUGGACACUCUGCUCAGUGCAGACAAUCUAGCCUCCCUGCUCUUUCGGGAAGGCCGUGCUGCCGAGGCGGAGCCGCUCUUCCGCGAAGCAGCACUGGGCCUUGGGGCACUCCUAGGAGCCCGGCACCCUGAGACCUUGCGGAGCCAGGACAACCUGGCGGUCGCUCUCUCGGCCAUGGGGCGCCUGGAGGAGGCGGAGGUGCUGCUCCGCUCCACAGUGCAAAGCUUCCGCGAGACGCUUGGGCCAGAUCAUCCGGAUACCCUCGUGGCCGAAGACAACCUUCGGUCCAUCCUGGAGGAGAAAUCGGCCGAGGACAUUGAGACCAUGAGAUCUGACUUGUACCUUUUUGAGGUCCUGCAAAAUGCCGUUGACGAUGGUGCACUGCAUGUGUCCUUCGAGCCGACGCAGCAGGGUCUGUCCGUCAAGCAUGAUGGACGGCGUUUUACAGCCCUGGACGUGCUGGGGCUGUCGUCGGUAGGCCUGUCGACAAAGGCCACAUGCAUGCUGUGGGGCCUUAUGCCUAUGCCUAAGCAUCUGAGCAAUUUCUGCUGUGUUCCUUGUCUUCGGCUUAUCUUGUGA
Molecule: messenger RNA, 1356 nt
Organism: Symbiodinium sp. CCMP2456
Lineage: Eukaryota; Dinophyceae; Suessiales; Symbiodiniaceae
Source: the annotation of a GenBank genome assembly